AUGGCUGUAACGUUGAUCGGGGAUGAAAGAAGGGACAAAGCCUUUGUAUUUCGAGACAUUGGAGGCCGGUGUUCAUCGGAUCAGCUAACAACCUUAUUCAGUACAGCUGGUAACUGCACACGUGCAAAACGCCGCAACCAACUGUAUUCUCACUGGAUGAGAAAAUCAAGGAAGCAAUUGGCCUUAUGUGCAAGAAAAACGGGGAAACAACACCUUGGGGGGAACUAUUACUAUUUGACAUUGGAGUCACCACCCACGCCUUUGAAUUGUGUGCGGCUGGCGACGUGGUCCUCAAAUGGCUGGGCUAUGUUCAUGGCUAACGAAGCCUCGGUUGGUGUUACGAAAAGCAACGCUGAAGCAACAGCGUCUGCCGUAGAACGAAACUGA
This is a messenger RNA of Opisthorchis viverrini, 387 nucleotides long. RefSeq lists its product as hypothetical. Lineage: Eukaryota; Metazoa; Platyhelminthes; Trematoda; Opisthorchiida; Opisthorchiidae. Bases 1 to 387 code for a protein of 128 amino acids. The transcript has a single exon. The record is from RefSeq and is a predicted model, not a curated record.